AUGGCUCCAAAUACGUUUGCCGAGAGAUCCACAAUACUGCCGGUAUUUCCUUUAGAGCUGUGGGAUAUCAUCAUUGAAUACCUACGCGAUGAAGAAUCUGCCCAACAUCUGAGUCGACUUGCUCAAUCAUGUGUCACGCUUUAUGAAAGAAUUAACCCUCAACUCUACACCUCUGUCCGCCUGUCCAAUCCAGAAAGCGGUGCUCGUCUUGCUCUCACGAUAGAGCAGCGCCCAGAUCUAGCACCGCUCAUCCGUGAGAUUCGACACAAGCAGGAUGCUGGGCAAGAAUUCUGGUCCCAUCGUCAUUUCCAAUUCUACAAAACGGCUGUACUUUUACCGAAUUUGGAGAAGCUGAGUUUGAGAAAAAAUCCCAGACCCUUUGAUUCUACUAGGUGGCGCAGUAAAGUUGCUAGGGAUGAGGCUAUGUUGCAAUGGCUGGGAAAGAUUGCCACUGGAUCAGCCACCGUUAAAGAGUACCGAGAGUUGGGAUUUGGGCCUUUAGGAGAAUCAUCGUUUAGUCCUCCGGAUGACGAGCUAGCUCACUUACGAGGCCGCGUGGUUGGAACCUUGUUCUUGCACGCCUCCCUUGCAAACCCGCCGGGUCUGCCCGCUCUCCGUGUUUGUCAUAUCGGAAGCGACUAUAAUCAUGACGAGAACAAUGCCAAGAUGGACGGCACAUGUCUGCCCCUUUUCAAUGAGACGCUAUUCCGUCAUCCAGGUUUACGAAAACUCUGUAUUACUGGUGCUACUUUCCAGUUUACCAAGCCUGACAUUCCACCAAAAACCACAUCGUCACCUCUGGAGGAACUUACCCUUUUGAACUGCAUCAUAAACCCAGGGGAUCUCGAAACAGUACUCGAUUAUCCAGAAGCCUUGAAGCGGUUUACCUUCAGAGGCCCUAGGUCGCAUUUGGUAGACCUCGGGGAAGAACCCUUAUGUUAUGUUCACUCCACGCUCGCACACGAAGAUACCCUGGAAUACAUGGAUUACGAUCUUUACUGGGGCGGUGAUGAGGAGGCAGAUUUCGGUGAACUAGUUUCCCUCAAGCAUCUCACAACAACUCUCGCCACACUUACAGGGAGGGAAUGCAUGGAACUGGAUCCCCUUGAUGAUACUUUGCCGCCAAAUCUCGAGAGUCUCACGAUACGAUACGAUGAAGUGAAGGCAUGGCUUCCCUCGGCUAUCUAUGAGAUGGUGAAAGAUAAAAAACUCGCAAAGCUGCGUCGCUUUACCUGCGAGGUACCGGAAAAUAUGGAACAGCUUCCAUCAAUCAAUAAAGACAAGGUCAACCCCUCCGCCACCGAGAUAUGUCAGGAGGGUAACACCUGGAAAAGCAAGUUCGCAGAGCUGAAUGUGGAGAUGUCCAUGAUCUCCGUUCCUUACCCGCCUGAACUGCCCAGAUACAACGUGUGUGCUUGCGAAUGCCUGCCCUUUUACCACCGGAUGUCCUACCACCCGAAAAAACCACUGCUAACUCCUUGGGAGGAAAACGAGGGGGAGGAGGACGUGUUCUUUGAUGACUGGGCCGAUGUUGAUGAUGAAUUUGACCUUGAUAUGCUUAUGGAUGAUCUUGCGGAGGAGCCUGGAUCUGACGCCUCGGCUUGA
This is a messenger RNA of Penicillium griseofulvum, 1605 nucleotides long. RefSeq lists its product as uncharacterized. The transcript has 2 exons. Lineage: Eukaryota; Fungi; Ascomycota; Eurotiomycetes; Eurotiales; Aspergillaceae. The coding region runs from base 1 to 1605 and encodes 534 amino acids. The record is from RefSeq and is a predicted model, not a curated record.